CCAGCAGCGCUGAUCACGGCUGGGAAGUCCCAGCUGCCGGUCACUCACGCCGGCUGCUCCGGAGGCCCCAGGGCCUGGGUCCAGCGCUGAGGGUUUGCUCUGAGUCUCCCGGGGCUCCUGCAAGGGCCCAGCGUCUGCUCACUCCGCAGGCUGUGAGGCCGUGAUAAGUGGCCCCGACCAGAGCCCUCAACCCCACAGCGCCUGCCUCCGGCUCAGCAACGCCUAGAAGAGGGGGUGGGCUCCGAAGGCACCCCGCUCUCCGCUUUGAGCGGCAGCUGCCAGACCUUUGGGGCUGAGGGGCUCUCCUGCUGCCAAGAUGCCAUCACCACGGACGGUAACCCCCGGGCAGGAGCCGGGAAGCCCCAAGGAGCCUGGGGAGCCCCAGAGUGCAGCUCAGGGCAGCCAGCAGGAGCUGGGCGCCCACCACGAGGACAGCACAAGGCCAGCGCUGAGCACCCUGAGGCGGGCCUUCUCAAGGACAAGCCAGGCGGCCUCCAAGGAAAACUCAGGCCGGCGCAGAAGCUCCCACUCCCUGUUCUGGCCUUCGCGGCGUGGCCCGGAUGAGAGCCCAGGCACCGGACAGUCCCAGGUCACCGCUGUGCCAGAGGAGCCGUGGAGGGCCACGGAGGACGCUAGCCGGCGGGCAUCCACCAGGGCGGGGUCGGAGGAGCUGGGAUCCCCCACAGAAGGCAAGUCCCUGGCCGACCUCAUUACUGAGAGGGAACUGCGGGCUGCCUUCGAGCGGCUGCAGCGCCUGGAGACGCAGCUGGAGAACGAAAAGGCCUCGGGCGCCUUCAAGCAGGACCCCACGGCCUUCGCGCGGCGCGCCAUGGACCUGUGCCUGCACUACGACGGCCUGGCGGCCGAGAUCAGCGCCAUCGUGCAGGAGACCCUGGGGCCCCAAGGGGUGGACGCGGCCGCGCUGGGCGAGCUGGCGCACGUGGUGCGCGCCGAGGAGCGAGCCCACCCGGCGCCCCCCGCCGACGGCGACUUCCUGCGCACGCCCCGCCACUGGCGCCGCCACUGGGAGGAGGCGGUGCAGCGCAGCGUCCGGGAGCGCGUGCGGGCCACGGCCCCGCAGGGCGCGGCGGGCCUGGCGCAGCUUCUGGUGGAGCUGAGGGACUUGGUUCGCCAGGACCUGCAGAAGGUGCUGCAGGAAGUGCAGCCCGCGUGCGCGGCCGCCGGCCUUCCGGCGUGGGAGGCCUACGUUGGAGCCUUCCACAGUGCGGUGGCCCAGCGCCUGCAGGAGCUCGCCCGCGACGCCCGCGGCUGUGAGCAGUUCUACCUGCUGCUGGACUGGGCCGCCAACGUGUACGGCAGUCCUGACUUCCUGAGCACCCGGGACCUGGCGCUGCCGGCUGAGCCACUGCCCCCUCUCCUGGAACCCCACAUGUGGGCCCAACUGGAGAGCAACUACACCAGCCUGCUGGAGACGGAGAUCGCCGGGUGCUUGGACAGCAUCCUGCAGCUGGAGCGGAACCACUGGGCAACUGCCGACGGCCCCGAGGUGCUGCAGGGCCUCUACCACUCGCAGCUGUCCAUCGACGUGCACAUGCUGGUGGCCCAGCACGUGAAGGCGGCCGGCGCCAUCUCGGCGCAGCUGGAGGCCACCAUCCUGCGGAUGUGCGCGCAGGCGCUCAGCAUCUUCGUCCCCAGGUUUGAAAAGGCUUUGCUGGAGUCGCCAGCGGUGAGGGCGCCGCACCUGGGCGCCUACAUUAACGCCUGCGCCGAGAUCAGGACUCAUCUUCUGGCCAAGUUCCCAGGAGCCCUGGAGGAGCUGACGCAGCCCCUGGAGGCUGCCACCCAAAACUUCCAGAAGCACCUGCUCCAGGGCUUGAAGAGGGACGUGCAGCCACUGUUCAGGGCCGUGUGCACCAAGGGCUGGCUCACGGAGGACCUGCUGGGGCCCCUCAUGGACAGGGUGGUGGCCUUCGCCCGCCACCUGGAGCACGUGGUCCCGCCACAAGCGCAGGAGAUUCUGCAGGAGGUGCACCGCUACGUGGUCCGUGAGUACCUGGUGCAGGUGCUGAGACCACAGGAGCGAUUCCGGGGCACGGACCGGGUGAACGGCUCCCAGAAGAUGAGUCUGGACGCCCAGGCCAUUAGCAACACCUUCCAGGGCUUGGGCUCUAAGGCCACGUGGCUGGACCAGGCCAUCCCGUGCGUGGCCGAGAUCCUGGGCGAGACCUACAAAGACGACAUCAGGAAGCAUCUGCAGACGCUCAUAGAGACCUACCCCGACUUCAGGCGGGACCACGUCCUGGCCGUCCUGGCGCUGCGCCGCCUGGGCCGCCGGCGGAACCAGAGCCUCCUGCGGCACGCGCAGGCCCUGCUGAGAGCCGCGGCCCAGGCCCGGGGCCCCGCGGCGCCGCCCGCGCGCGUGCUCUUCGACGAGAUCGAGGUGCCCGCCUCCGUGGACGUGCUCCUCACCUGUGUCUAGUGCGGCCGGCCUGCGGCGGCUGGAGGCCGCGCGCGGAGCCCCCGGCGGGGCCGAGGCUCGCUCUGGGCCGGCCUCCCAGCUCUGAAGCCGGCAGUUGCUCUCAGCCCUGCACAGCUGCGGGACCCGCCGGGAGGAAGCCGUCCCCGGCGUGUGUGGGGGAGUGUUUGGGGCAGCGGGGUGCCGUCCACGCGGCAGGACUGUCCAGCACCAGCCCCAGAUGGAGAGGGACAGAGUAUUUAUUUUUAAAAUAAAUGAAUUAAAAUGG
Molecule: messenger RNA, 2705 nt
Organism: Oryctolagus cuniculus (rabbit)
Lineage: Eukaryota; Metazoa; Chordata; Mammalia; Lagomorpha; Leporidae
Gene: EXOC3L4
Product: exocyst complex component 3 like 4
Biological process (GO): exocytosis; exocyst localization
Cellular component (GO): exocyst
Molecular function (GO): SNARE binding
Source: RefSeq, a predicted model, not a curated record